Molecule: messenger RNA, 1117 nt
Organism: Alligator sinensis (Chinese alligator)
Lineage: Eukaryota; Metazoa; Chordata; Crocodylia; Alligatoridae
Product: carbonyl reductase [NADPH] 1
Exons: 4
Coding region: 29-847 (272 amino acids)
Molecular function (GO): carbonyl reductase (NADPH) activity
Source: RefSeq, a predicted model, not a curated record
AGUGAGUUUCAUCUGAUAGAAAAGAAAAAUGUCGAACACUCCUGUGGCCGUGGUGACUGGGGGCAACAAAGGGAUCGGGCUUGCUAUUGUGCGAGCUCUGUGUAAGCAGUUCUCUGGGGAUGUGUACCUGACAGCCCGGGAAGCCGGGCAUGGCCAGGCAGCAGUGGCAGAAUUGCAGAAGGAGGGUCUGAAGCCGCUGGACAUCAAUGAUCUGCAGAGUAUCAGGGCUCUCCGGAACUUCCUGAAGGAGAAAUAUGGAGGGCUGAAUGUGUUGGUUAACAAUGCAGGAAUUGCUUUCAAAGUUGCUGAUACUACUCCAUUCACUACUCAAGCGGAGGUUACCCUGAAGACAAACUUUUUUGGAACCAGGGAUGUUUGCACAGAGUUGCUGCCUCUCAUAAAACCUAAUGGCAGAGUGGUGAAUGUAUCUAGCAUGGUAGCGGUUUCAGCUUUGGCAAAGUGCAACGAAGACCUGCAGCAGAAGUUUCGCAGUGAUACAAUCACUGAGGAAGAACUCGUGAAGCUCAUGACCAAGUUUGUGGAGGAUACAAAGAACGGAGUGCAUGAGAAGGAGGGCUGGCCCAACACUGCUUAUGGUGUGUCUAAAAUUGGAGUCACCGUCUUGUCCAGAAUUCAUGCCAGGAUGUUGAAUGAGAAAAGGAAAGCUGACCAAAUUCUGCUGAAUGCCUGCUGCCCUGGCUGGGUAAGAACUGACAUGGCUGGUCCAAAUGCCACUAAAAGUCCCGAUGAAGGAGCUGUGACUCCAGUCUAUUUAGCACUUCUGCCUCCUGGUGCUGGUGAGCCUCAUGGCCAACAUGUUAGUGAAAAGAAAGUACGUACAUGGUAAAUUUGUUUUGAUAAUGCAUUGUUUGGCCAGAGAGGCAGGUUAGAAACCAUAUUAAACAUCACUGAUUUACCUUUGGUACCAAUAAUGAUGUGUAGUACCUAUGUGACCUUUCUAAUCCCAGUUAAGUUUUACAGAUACAUCCACAUAACUGUUUCUAUUAUAAAAUAAUUACAGGCUGGAAUAGAGCAUGAAUUAAGUUCUUUAUAAUUUACUGUAACGUAUUGAAAAAUGCGGAACACAUUGAAAUAAAAAGGGCAAUCCAGUGUCUUU